UUUUAAAUCUCUUAAUGCAUUGCAGGUGAUGCACAAUAUGUCAACAAUAGCAGAAUGUAACCGAACAUUGUCGCCCGAAGCAUGUUUCCUUGCAAUCAGCUGUGUGGUUCGGUUAGGCGCGUCCAUAAUCAGUAUCGAAAAUAAAAACCGGAAAUACCAACCAUUUACAGACCAGCGGGCUAGUAACGCUUCUGACUUGUAAUGGGACUGUUCAAGAACGCUGAGCCUACAUGUUAGAGACGAGUGUAUAAGUAUUAAACUCUAGGAUUCUAAGAGGCUAUCGCCUACGACUUUAGGCUUAAUCCUCAGGCUCUGGUUUCCCUCCAUGUAUGCAUGAAGGCAAGACAACUCUCAAUGCUUCUCUUCCCGACAAGCGCUGCAGGCAAGACAGAACUAUCAGUCAUUUUCGAUAGCUACACACCAAGCACUGUUGUUCAUCACUUGAAAACAUUACAAGUUCUUAGUAGCGAAAAUAACUGUAAAUGGACCGUGGAGGAAGAGGACGUGGAAAAGGAGGAAGGGGGAGGCGAGGUAAUCGUGUAGAGGACAAGGAUGUCAGCCUGUCCAAGUCUCUUUCCUUUGCCCUGCGCCAUGGAGCCAAUCAGAUGGGACUUCACAUGAAUCCUGAUGGCUUCCUAUUUGUGGAGGACCUACUGGCUCAUGCACAGUUCCACUCCUUCUCAUUGGAGGACGUGAAGAGAGUUGUGGCCACCAAUGACAAGCAGCGAUUCAAGCUCUGCCCACACCCUGAGGACGGGCGGCUGCAGAUCCGAGCCAAUCAGGGACAUUCUGUGCAGGUGUGUGAUCUGGACCUGAAGGCUGUGCAGCCUGGUUCUCCUGACUGUCCCAGGGAGGGGAUCCAUGGCUCCUAUCUCCGCCUCUGGCCCUCCAUCCGCUCCCAGGGCCUCAGCCGCAUGAACAGAACACACAUACACCUGGCCCUGGGCCUACCGGGGGAGGACGGGGUCAUCAGCGGCAUGAGGAGAGACUGUGACCUGGCCAUAUUCAUUGACGUCCCCAAAGCAUUGUCUGAGGGUAUCCAGUUCUUCUGGUCGGAGAACAGUGUAUUGCUGACACCUGGGGAUACUGAGGGGAAACUACAUCCCCGAUACUUCAGCCGUGCCCUAAAACUAAGACCCACACUUCUGUCUAGACUGUUUCCAUGGUAACCGAUACUGUUUGAGACCAGCACCCUGAAGACUCUGGGUGAAUAAGACUGUGAGACUGAAAACACCUUCAACAACAACUCAACAACAGCUCUAUUACCAUACAGGCCACAGUACAGGCACAGAGACUGACUGGUAUUCCUGACAACACUGUCACAUGACAAAGACACAAGAGGAUGCUAUCAGAUGGCAACCAGCAGGUACAAGUUGUGGGUUAGCCAACAGACAGUCUCCACUGUUCCACAGAGAUAGGAACACACACACUGCCUGCCUGUGGCUUCCUGUGCAGUUAGUCACAUUUCAGGAAACUCUGCCACCAUACUCUUAAGGACACAACCAUCAAGCCAAAUGCCUCAUCUGGAAAUUAAAACACCUGUCAACUGUUUUUAUAUAUGUCAAUAAACAUAUUUAAUUCUGGA
Coregonus clupeaformis (lake whitefish) is the source of this 1585-nucleotide messenger RNA. RefSeq names its product tRNA phosphotransferase 1 (gene trpt1). Lineage: Eukaryota; Metazoa; Chordata; Actinopteri; Salmoniformes; Salmonidae. The record is from RefSeq and is a predicted model, not a curated record. Gene Ontology annotation, biological process: tRNA splicing, via endonucleolytic cleavage and ligation. The transcript is spliced from 8 exons. The coding region runs from base 483 to 1169 and encodes 228 amino acids. Gene Ontology annotation, molecular function: tRNA 2'-phosphotransferase activity.